CAACAACAACAGCAGCAGCAACAGCAACAAAUUGCCCAGCAGCAGCAACAACAACACCAUCAACAACAGCAGCAACAACAACAACAUGUUACUGUCCAGCAACCAAACGAUGCAAUAAAGGAUGAAAAACCCUCCUUCAUUACGAAUGGUAAAAUUCCCACCAGUAAUCAACAGAUAAUAAUGCAGCAUAUAUCCUCGGCUGCAUCGACAGCAACGCCAUCCACAUCGGGCGCCACCACAAUCACAUUGGGCACACCCAAAGCGGAAAUCAAGGAUGACGGCAGUGUUGUCAUCGGUGGCAAAAUUCACCCUGGCAUUGAAAUGUAUAAAGUUAAUAUGGAAGAUAUAUCACAAUUGUUCGCCUAUCAUGAGGUCUUUGGUAAGAUACACAGCGAUGUUAUAAAUCAUCCAUUGGCAGCGGCACAUGCUGGUAUACCAGUUUCGGCCAAUAGCAGUAUCGUAGCACCGGCUGUUGCGGCUGCCAGCAGUAAUGCCAAUGAAACGCAACAACAACAUCAGCAGCAGCAACAACAACAGCAACAGCAAGCCGGUGGCACGGCUGUGGUGGCGAACAGCGGCACCAAUAUGGCUCAGCAGCAGACAACCGAAUCGACCAUAACCACAACGGCAACUGGCACUGGAGUUGUGGCUACCACUAGUGCAGCCACUGCAAUUGCGAAUACCACUGGCACGGCCGUGGCCACCACAACAGCUGGCGGUGCAGCAGCUGGUCUACUGCUGCCCAAAAUGGAGGGUGGCAUUGCUGUCGAUCAAAGCCAAAUCACUUUGGCACCCGAUGGAACGGUCGUCUCCACCGGCGAACAUGUCUGUGACAUUUGUGGCAAAAUGUUCGCCUUCCGCUAUCAGCUGAUUGUGCAUCGUCGCUAUCACACCGAACGCAAACCGUUCAAUUGUCAGGUUUGCGGUCAGGGUUUCUUUUCCUCACAGGAUCUGACGCGUCACGGUAAAAUCCACAUUGGUGGUCCCAUGUUCACCUGUGUCGUUUGUUUUAAUGUUUUCGCCAAUAAUGCCUCGCUUGAGCGUCACAUGAAACGGCAUUCGACCGAUAAGCCCUUUGCCUGUACCAUUUGUCAAAAGACAUUUGCCCGCAAAGAACAUUUGGAAAAUCAUUUUCGAUCGCAUACCGGCGAGACUCCCUUUCGUUGUCAAUAUUGUGCAAAGACAUUUACACGCAAAGAACAUAUGGUGAAUCAUGUGCGCAAACAUACGGGCGAGACGCCACAUCGUUGCGAUAUUUGUAAGAAAUCAUUUACACGCAAGGAGCACUAUGUUAAUCAUUAUAUGUGGCACACUGGUCAAACUCCUCAUCAGUGUGAAGUGUGCGGCAAGAAAUAUACACGCAAAGAACACUUGGCCAAUCAUAUGCGUUCGCAUACCAACGAUACGCCCUUCCGUUGUGAAAUCUGUGGCAAAAGUUUCAGUCGCAAAGAACACUUUACCAAUCAUAUUUUAUGGCAUACAGGCGAAACACCCCAUCGCUGUGACAUCUGUUCGAAAACAUUUACGCGCAAAGAACACUUAUUAAAUCAUGUGCGACAACAUACGGGCGAAUCGCCGCAUCGUUGCACCUAUUGCCCGAAAACGUUUACGCGCAAAGAACAUCUAACCAAUCAUAUACAUCAACACACCGGCGAAACUCCUCAUCGUUGUGAUUUUUGUUCAAAAACGUUUACGCGCAAGGAACAUUUAUUAAAUCAUGUGCGACAACAUACAGGCGAAUCACCACAUCGUUGCACCUAUUGUAUGAAAACGUUUACACGCAAGGAACACUUGGUCAAUCAUAUACGACAGCAUACGGGCGAAACUCCAUUCAAGUGCACCUAUUGCACUAAGGCUUUUACCCGCAAGGAUCAUAUGGUAAAUCAUGUACGCCAACACACCGGUGAAUCACCGCACAAGUGUACAUUCUGUGCUAAGACAUUUACGCGCAAAGAACAUCUAACAAAUCAUGUACGUCAGCAUACGGGUGAAUCGCCACAUCGUUGCAGUUAUUGUAAGAAGACGUUUACGCGCAAGGAACACUUGACGAAUCAUGUGCGCCUGCAUACAGGCGAUUCGCCGCACAAAUGUGAAUAUUGUCAGAAGACAUUUACGCGCAAGGAACAUUUAAAUAAUCACAUGCGUCAGCAUUCAAGCGAUAAUCCGCAUUGUUGUAACGUUUGCAAUAAGCCAUUUACGCGCAAAGAACAUUUAAUUAAUCAUAUGUCACGUUGUCACACGGGCGAUCGUCCAUUUGCCUGUGAGACAUGUGGCAAAUCGUUCCCACUUAAGGGUAAUUUGCUCUUCCAUCAACGUAGUCAUACGAAAGGACAGGAAAUGGAGCGGCCAUUUUCAUGUGAAAAAUGUCCCAAGACAUUUAUUUGUAAAGGUCAUUUGGUUUCUCAUAUGCGUUCUCAUUCCGGUGAGAAACCACACGCUUGUACAUUAUGCAGUAAGGCUUUUGUGGAAAGGGGCAAUCUGAAACGUCAUAUGAAAAUGAAUCAUCCAAAUGCUCCAAUGCCACCUCCACCAGUGCCACAUCCGAUAAUACCAGCCGGUGUUUUGCCGCAGAUAAAACAAGAAAUCAAACCAGUUUUAAGCGAGCUGACUCCUUUACAAACAGCUCCCAUUGCCCAUACUAUACAACAGAUAACAGCUGGUGCUGGUAAUACAGUGCAAUUGACCACAGGACUGGUGCCUUUGGUAACAUCAACUAUAACAUCGCAUGCCACGCAAAAGCAAGCACCUCCACCACAGCAAACACAGCCGGCGGCCCAGGCACAGCAGCAGCAACAGUUGCAACAACAGCAGCAGCAACAAGUGGUGACCAGUCACCAGCAACAACAACAGCAGCAGCAACAGGCUGCAGCAGCUGCCGCCGUGGCUGCCCAUCAAUUGCAACAACAGCAGCAGCAACACCAACAUCAGUUAAUGCAGUUAUCAUUGCAACAAGCAGCUGCUGCUGCGGCAGCUCAACAACAAUUGCAACAACACCAGGAACAGCAGAGGCAACAUCAUCAACAACAACAGCAGCAGCAACAACAACAGAAUCAACAACAAGCUCAUCAUCAGCAAGCAGCUAGUAAUGUUGUUGUAACCUCCGCUCAUCAAGCAAAUCAGCAACAACAGCAGGCAACUCAACAACAGCAGCAGCAACAACAAGCCCAACAACAACCACCACCACAAGUGCCAAUCGCUUUAAUACAAGAUCCCGAAUUGGCUCGUGCUGCCAUGCAACAAUUGCAACAUAUGCCGCCGCCUAAUGUCGAACAGCAUCCGGUUGUUUACUAACAACAAAAGCAAAAUGCCAAUAUCAUAAUAUGG
Musca vetustissima is the source of this 3324-nucleotide messenger RNA. Its product is annotated as zinc finger protein 271. The record is from RefSeq and is a predicted model, not a curated record. The transcript has 6 exons. NCBI's taxonomy places the organism in Eukaryota, Metazoa, Arthropoda, Insecta, Diptera, Muscidae. Bases 181 to 3291 code for a protein of 1036 amino acids. Gene Ontology annotation, molecular function: DNA-binding transcription factor activity, RNA polymerase II-specific; RNA polymerase II cis-regulatory region sequence-specific DNA binding. Gene Ontology annotation, biological process: regulation of DNA-templated transcription.